Messenger RNA from Rubroshorea leprosula, 4057 nucleotides. NCBI's taxonomy places the organism in Eukaryota, Viridiplantae, Streptophyta, Magnoliopsida, Malvales, Dipterocarpaceae. The record is from the annotation of a GenBank genome assembly.
ACAGUCACUUGAGAUUUGAGUUUUAGAAUCUCUGCACAAGGAAAAGGAAAAGGGACGAAAAGGCUAGAUCAACAGCAGCAAAGCAGAGAACGGCUUCAGAGGCAUUUUUUGUAAUGGGAACCAUGCAAGUAGGAAUGUAUCUACACAUCAGGGGCAAAUUUGUUAAAGAUCCAUAUUUGAGGUAUGCUGGAGGUACCUUUCAGAGUAUGUGGUUUGACUAUGGUAACAUAGAUGUUGCUGGAUUUAGAGCUAAACUACAAAGCUUAAAUAUUGACAUUGAUGGAAUGAGUGAUUUUGUUUGGUAUAAGCACCCAAGGAAGAAACUUGAAAAUGGACUUGUUUUAAUAGUGUCUGAUGAAUCGGUUCAUGACAUGUUCCAACUACUUUUUGAACAUGGAUAUAUGGAUGUCUAUGUGGAACAUGAGGCAGAUGUAUUAAAACAAUUAGGCAAAUUUGGGCCCCACAAUGGUAGUGGGGCAUCUUCAGUAAAUGUUGUUGUGGGGGCUUCUGAGGUGGUGGGAGGUUAUGUUGUAAAUUUGCAUAGAUCAGAGCCUUUUUUAAAUGAUGAAGUCCUUGGUUGUCUCACUCAAGAUAGCCUCAUAUCAAGAGAACAAGCCAUUACUACUGUAAGAGAACAAACCAAUACUGCAACAGCAAGCUCAAACCGAACAGUGCAGGAGGCAGAACUUAGUGGUGAUGAGUUCAUAGAUGUUCCGUGGCUAACUGAUAACGAGGAUGAAGAAUGGCAAGAGGCAAGGAAACAAAAUAGGCUGUUAAGGUCUCAAUCUGGUGGUAGGUUUGAAGGGGAAGAAGAAACAGCAUUGUUGUUAUUUGACCCAACACAAGAUGUUGCUGAAGGACAUAGUGAUUCCAUUGAUUCAGAUGACAAUGUUAGCUUUGUCACUACCAGUGAUGAUAGUGAGGCUGAUGAAGCUAGAAGGAGGAGGUCACAACACAAGAUCUUUGAUGACACUUUCCUCAUUCCAGAAUUUGAAAUUGGUAUGAUUUUUGCAAGCACCCGACAAUUUAAGGAUGCUGUUCUUGCACUAUCAAUUUACACAAGAAGAGAAACUGUUUUGAUAAAAAAUGAUAGAAGGAGGGUUCGGGUUGCAUGUGUCGAUAAAAGGUGUGAUUGGACUCUUUUAUUGUCAGUAGAUUCUAGAACGAGGAGUUGGAUGAUAAAAACAUAUAAGGAUGAGCAUACUUGCGGUUUUAGUUGGAGAAACAAGAGAGUUAAAGCUACAACAGUGGCUAGGCAUUUUAUUAAAACCAGGAGUUAUUCUGCAUUGACUCUUUCUCAUCCCAACAUCCAGCAAGGUAUGCAUGAAGAACUGCAUCUUGAGAUUACUAUUAGUCAAGCUCGGAGAGCAAAGCAGCUCAUUAUUAAGCAGUUUCAAGGUGAUUGCAAGAAGGAAUAUAGUAAGUUGUUUGAUUAUAGACGAGAAAUAUUGACAAGAAAUCCAACAAGCACAGUUGAGAUUUAUGCGGAAAGGCCUACACCUGAUUCGAAUCCUAUUUUCAUAAGGUUUUAUGUAUGUUUUGCUGCUUUGAGAGAAGGUUUUUUAACUGGGUGCAGACCUAUUAUUGGUCUUGAUGGAGCUUUCCUCAAAGGUCCAACCAAGGGACAAUUACUAUCAGCAGUAGCUAGAGAUCCUAAUAACCAAAUGUAUCCAGUAGCUUGGGCUAUAGUAGAAUGUGAAAGAACAGACAACUGGACAUGGUUCCUAAAACUUUUGGGGGCUGACUUGAUGAUAGGUGAUGGAGAAAACUUCACAUUUUUGUCUGAUCAGCAAAAAGGUCUAAUUAAUGCAAUCCAAAGCUUAUUCCCUAGAGCUGCACAUAGGAGAUGUGCUAGGCAUAUAUAUGCAAAUUUUAGGAAGCAGUACAAGGGUAAGCAGUUACAAAAGUGGUUCUGGAUAACUGCUAAAUCAACUACUGUUGCAGAAUUCAGGAGAAAUAUGGAAGAAAUUAAUAAAUUGAACCCUGCAGCAAAAGAGUACCUCAUGCAAUAUGAUCCAAAGUACUGGUGCAAGGCAUUCCUUGAUACUCAUUGCAAAUGUGAUGCUGUUGAUAACAAUAUGAAUGAGACCUUCAAUGGAUUUAUUCUUGAUGCAAGGCAAAAGGCUGCUAUGUCUUUGCUAGAGGACUUAAGGUGGAAGUGCUCAAAAAGAAUCAUAGCAAAACAGGCCUUUGUACACAAAAGUUUUGUUGGAGAAUUUGGUCCAAAAAUUUGGGAGAAGAUUGAGGAGCAUAGGGCUGCAAUGUCUAGGUGCUAUAUGUUAUCUAGAGCCCUUGUGGAAUAUGAGAUCAAAGAAAGAAAUGACUCAUUUGUGGUUAAUGUUCGUGACCAUACAUGCACUUGUAGGGUAUGGCAACUUAAUGGCAUUCCUUGUAGACAUGCCAUGCUUGCCAUCCAACAUAGAGAGGAAAACUUUGAAGACUAUGUGCACCCUUGCUACAAAAGACAAGCAUACAUUAACACAUACAAGCAUUGCAUAAUUCCUCUAGAUGGCAUGGAAAGAUGGGAAGAAACCGGCAUGCCUCCACUUGAUCCACCAUUGGAAAGGAAGACGACGGGCAGACCUAAAAAGAAAAGGCAUCCUGAAGAUUGGGAAAUUUCUAAUGGAUCUAACAUUAGUAGAAAAGGUAGGAUCAUGACUUGUCGAGUAUGCUUCAAACAAGGCCACAAUUCCAGAACUUGUCCAUCCAAAAAGCCAAAAAAUGUUGAAGACUCAUCCUCCACUCAAGCAAGAGUUGGUGGAGGUGUUGAAAUGCAACUUCAACAAGUUGCUGGAGGUGUUCAACUGGAAAUGCAACUAGAAAAGGAACUACUUGCUGCUAAUGGUCAAUCGCAACUUCAUGCAGAAAAUCAGCUACUUGCUGCUGAUGUUCAACCAGAAAAUCAGCUACUUGCUGCUGAUGUGCAAGAUCAAACUGGUAAUCUCAGUUCAAAUUUAAUGGGAAUUCAACAAGCCAAAAAAGGAAGGAAAAAAGAUGCCAACAAUUCUGUCCAGUGUCCACCUGAGCUACCACAAGAGUUCAGACGAAAAUGUCAACACAAAAGAAAGGCAAAACCCAUAAUUAAACAACCAAUUGUUGAAUCUAGGAGUGGCACAAUUAAUAUUGAAGUCAAUGAAGGUACAAGUCAUGGUCAUCAAGUGCAUGUGCAUGGUAAGGGGAAAGCUGUCCAUGGCAAGGGGAAAGUCGUCCAAACCACCAAAAAGGUGAAAGAAAGUCGUAAGAAAAGGACCACAUUUGAAGGAUAUGGGACCUAUUUCAAUGUAGAGACUGGAUUGUGUAUUAUAGAUCCUGGACAGAAAAGUAGAAGAAUCCUCUCAGUCCCAAGGAAAAAAUCAAAAGUUUCUGCAAAGGCUUCUGUGGAGUCUACUGUUCACGCAACUGUUCAUGCCCCUGCUCACGACACUGUUCAUGCCCCUGUUCAUGCCACUACUCAUGCCUCUGCUUCAAAUUUGCAUGAGUUCUUCAAUGUUGAAAGUGUUAUGAUCCAAAAGGCAAUGAGGAACUCUCAACCCCAACCCCAACUACAAUAUGGAAAUGAGUCUUCCUCCUCUAGGCAGCAACAAGGAUCAAAACAGAGAGAGACUGUUACAUAUCAACAAUUAGAGGCACAGAGGUUUGCAAGACUCAGGGCAAUGGAGCAACGCAGAUUGGAUGAAAUGGAGUUGGCAAAUUGGAGUGCUAUAAUUCAAGCUAUGGGUUCUACUGAUGAUGGAAAUAAUUGUCCUUAAAGUAUUUUAGGGUGUAUUUUGGUUGUUAUAACUAGUUACAAAAGUACCAGUCAAGCCAUAUUUCUGGAUUUUUUUGGAACUUAAUCAUAGGCAGGUAGUAUGUAUCAAGGCAGAAACUUGGCUUUUUUUUUUUUUUGACAGACUCUGUAUGUCAUGGGAAACUUCAUUCCUGUUUAUAUAAUAUCAAUAUAUCAGUUUAUGAUAUAUGGUUAAAUGUUUGUUCUGUGCAAAUUAUUUUCCUGCAACUAUAGAAAAGUUUUGCCAUUCAUUUCCAGUUUAUGUAAUAGCAAUAUAACAGUGCAAAUUAU